UGCCUGGGGCGGGCGCCGGCCGGGCCGCAGCUGCCGCGGGAGGCGGGGUCGCGAGCACGGCCGAGGGCUUCGUCGCUCCGGACGCCCCGGGACGUGGCCGGCGGGAGCGAGGGUGACCACCAUGAUCCCCUGGGUGCUCUUGGCAUGUGCCCUUCCAUGUGCGGCCGACCCACUGCUUGGUGCCUUCGCCCGCAGGGACUUCCAGAAGGGCUCCCCACAGCUCGUCUGCAGCCUGCCUGGCCCCCAGGGCCCACCUGGCCCCCCAGGAGCCCCUGGGCCCUCAGGAAUGGUAGGAAGAAUGGGCUUUCCUGGCAAAGAUGGCCAGGAUGGCCAGGACGGGGACCGGGGGGACAACGGAGAGGAAGGUCCACCUGGCCGCACAGGUAACCGGGGAAAGCCAGGACCAAAGGGCAAAGCCGGGGCCAUUGGACGGGCCGGCCCUCGCGGCCCCAAGGGGGUCAGUGGUGCCCCAGGGAAGCACGGCACACCAGGCAAGAAGGGGCCCAAGGGCAGGAAAGGGGAGCCGGGCCUCCCAGGCCCCUGCAGCUGCGGCAGUGGCCGUGCCAAGUCCGCCUUCUCGGUGGCAGUGACUAAGAGCUACCCGCGGGAGCGGCUGCCCAUCAAGUUCGACAAGAUCCUGAUGAACGAGGGUGGCCACUACAACGCGUCCAGCGGCAAGUUCGUCUGCGGCGUCCCGGGGAUCUACUACUUCUCCUACGACAUCACGCUGGCCAACAAGCACCUGGCCAUCGGCCUAGUGCACAAUGGCCAGUACCGCAUCCGGACCUUCGAUGCCAACACAGGCAACCACGAUGUGGCCUCGGGCUCCACCAUCCUGGCUCUCAAGCAGGGGGACGAGGUCUGGCUGCAGAUCUUCUACUCCGAGCAGAAUGGACUCUUCUAUGACCCUUAUUGGACCGACAGCCUCUUCACGGGCUUCCUCAUCUACGCAGACCAGGACAACCCCAAUGAGCUGUAGACAGGCAAGCGUUGGGCCUCCAGGGGGAACAACCUCCUGGACUUGUGCUUCCAGAGCAAGACCCCUAAACUGUCUGCUGGGGGCCGUGAGUUGGGACCUUCUAGCCUCAGGCCAACCUCCCCUGCCUCUUUUUUCUCCAUCAUUAAAUCCAAGCUUUUUUAUUCAUC
Molecule: messenger RNA, 1146 nt
Organism: Equus quagga
Lineage: Eukaryota; Metazoa; Chordata; Mammalia; Perissodactyla; Equidae
Gene: C1QTNF2
Product: C1q and TNF related 2
Exons: 3
Coding region: 122-979 (285 amino acids)
Molecular function (GO): protein binding
Source: RefSeq, a predicted model, not a curated record